Messenger RNA from Seminavis robusta, 1507 nucleotides. The record is from the annotation of a GenBank genome assembly. Lineage: Eukaryota; Bacillariophyta; Bacillariophyceae; Naviculales; Naviculaceae.
GGACCUGCUACAUUAUUAAUAGGUCAGCUACCGGUACCAGCACGUACCAUACUCACUACCCGUACCGUAGCUAGCUUGUGUUAGCAGCAACGAAGAAGAACGACAGAUCUCAAUUGGAUUACUUGUAUAUUGUAUCAUCAAGAUGCCGGAGACCGACCCAACCUUACUAGAUGCUCUGCAUGACACUGAGCGGUUGAUCAUCAAGCAAAAGGUGGAGUUGCUUGAAGCUGCCGCAAAUGCCGCCGCCAACGCAGUUGGCCUGGAUGGUCUCGGUGCGUUUGGAGAGAUGGCGAACGAAUACAACAUCUACGCUGAUGAUGGUGGCGGUGGAAAUCACAAGUUCAGGGUCAUGGAGACGUCUGAUUACUGUGGAUUUACGGGCCGAGUCUGCUGUCGACCAAAUCACGCCCUCAAGCUUCACGUGUUCAAACCAGAGGAUAUGGAGACGGAACUCAUGUACAUGGACCGUCCCUGCAAAUGCGGAGGACCUUGCUGUUGUGCUUGUGCCGAUAUCUGUCAGCAGGAAAUGAAGGUGUAUCAAGGUGACCUCAAGUCGGAUGGCGAACCCAAUCCUUCUCACUUGAUUGGUCAUAUCCAAACUCCCAUGAUGGGUGGUUUGCUGUCCCCCACCCUCAAUGUCAUGGAACGAGAGGGUGCGGAACCUUUCGCAACCAUUACUGCCGAAGCUACCUGCUGCAUUGGAGGCAUGUGCUGUGAUCACACCUUCAAGGUAGAAGAUGCCAAUGGCAACUACAUGGGCAAAAUUGUCAAGGAACGCCCCGAAGGACUGGCACAGGUCGCAAAGGAACUUGGAACGGAUGCGGACAACUUCACGCUAUACCUCAACAAGGAUUUGGAUGUUCAGAAAAAGGCCAACAUGCUUGCGGCUCUUCAUUUGAUUGAUUACUGGCUCUUUGAAGACGAAGGUGAUCUCAAUGUUGAUCUAGUCAAUCAGGAAUGCACCUGCAAGUGUUGUGAUCUGUACUGCUGUGGCGCUGUUUGCCCCUGUUCGUGCAAUUGUGGCGGUGGCGAUAGUGAUGAUAGCGGCAGCUAAAAAGUGCACGAUAGCAUUGCCGAAGUGACACGAUGACAACCUGCAUGUUCAGCCAUUUGAAGUCUUCAUUCCAUGUUUGAGAUCAUUUCUAGUGAAGAAGGAAGAGACUAACAAAUUAGAGCCAAGAGAAAUGUUGUGUCGUUUUGCCUGUCAUUCCUCCAUCAUUUGCGUGCACGGCUGUCUGGUGGACCCACUCCAUCUUUUGUCGUCGUCAUCCUUCCCUCCUUGCUUGCUGAAUUAGCUGUGACUUCUUGUUUAGUAAUAAAAGAUGAGUUAUGUGUUGCCACUAGCUAGCUAGCUAGCUACUACUGAUGGAGGGCACGGCCAGAGUUUUCGUCUCGGAUACUGUACAGUGGAUUCAACGACGAUAUGGUUCUGUUGAAUACAGCUUGUUUAGCUUCGAGACCAUCGGUCGGGCCACCGAAUUUCCUUCCAGUCGUUUACAACACUGUU